Galleria mellonella (greater wax moth) is the source of this 2602-nucleotide messenger RNA. RefSeq lists its product as uncharacterized. Lineage: Eukaryota; Metazoa; Arthropoda; Insecta; Lepidoptera; Pyralidae. The record is from RefSeq and is a predicted model, not a curated record. The transcript has 6 exons. The coding region runs from base 740 to 1828 and encodes 362 amino acids.
UAUACGUAGCGAAGCACGUACCGGGCCGCUAGUUAAUUAUAAGUCAGUAAAUGCAAUAAUGACACGUUUCAAUUUACAUGAAAGUAGUAGUGGAACAACUUUGAAAAAUUUAAAGUCAGUGUAAGAAUGAGGUAGUACACGGCCAUAAACCUACAGCUUAAUUAAUUAGAAAAACAAAAGUGUCUUGUGUCUUGUCACUAAAAUAAUCUUUGUAACAUUGUACGUAAUAAAAUAUUUAAAUAUUAAAUAACAUUAUUGGUCUCCCAUAAAACUCCACAUCCAUCAGUCAGCAGUUUUGAAAAAUGUAAACCUGUACUAAUUAUGCUGCAGCAUGGAUCUAAAGAUCAUCUGAGGGUAAUGUUUCCAAUUACAGCACCUUGAUAUCGAAAAAUGUUUUUUUUUUCUAUUUUUUUUAUACAUUGUCUUAUUUUUUAAUCUUUAAAUCAUUAUCAUACUCAUAAUUAAUAGUAACUAAGAAUAAUAGUAAAAAUAUUAAACUACCUUAACUAUUAUGAAAUAACUAAAUUGAUCAAACAUCGACUACAAUUUUUGUUUUUUCAUCAUACAUCAAACCUCCAUAAUAUUAUUAAAACUUAUUAUUGUAUGACUUGUCUAAUAUUAACGCUGUCUCUUGUCAAUUUUCUUGUCAUUUUGUCGUAGAUGGUUUUUUUCAUCCUUAAAAAUUAUUUUAUAACGGUAUUUUUUGAUAAUAAUUCAAUUAUUUUUCAUAAUCAAAAUCAUGGCUAAAACAAGAGGGUAUAAGCAGCCUCUUGAACUAAAUGAAUUGCUGAUACAAAAUGUGAACACAUGGGGUAACGUUCAGUACAAUAUACCUUUGAGACUGUCCAGUAAUGAGACGAGAACUGGCACUAGCAUAGCACAUAGACAUAUACCAGCUAUUCCGCAUAGUUUGGACUGUAAAAUAGAUGACCCUCUUCCUGAGCGUGUUACUGGCCGGGACAUGGUAGUUCAAAAGGAAACGUACAGAACGACAAGCGGCGAGUACUGUGUGAAACCAAAUCCUAAUAAGGCGAUGGAAAGAUCUGACUGCAGCAUCAACUGCCGAAGGGUUAACUACAUGACUAGCGUCGAGAAACGGUUAUUGAGCAAGAAUAUAACACAGCCAACUAUGAUAUCAGAGAUGAAGGAUAAUUUCCGAGGACUACCAAGAAUGCCAACGGCACCUCCUGAAAUAACCGUCCAAACUCCAGACCCUGAAUACAUAUUUGAUGUAGUAGCUGCAGGUAGAAACGAAGUUCCAGCAAUAUCAGACAACUCAAAGGGAUUCUGUAAGCUACUUGACCCUUAUGUGUCCACCUACAGAAUUUACCAUAAGCCGUUCACCGUUGAAGACCAAUAUGGCAUAGGAGCGAAGGACCAAAUCACCUUUUACUCGGAAUUUGAUGUACCGAAGGCGCGUGGAUUUGGACCCCGUCAUAAAGAAAUUUGGAUGCCUUUAACAGCCAAAGUGCACAGAGGAGUAUACGAUAGAAUUCAUGUCAAAAAGGAGUAUAAAGAAGUCGCUGCUUGCCACAAUCCCGUCAACAACAUUAAAGGAGUAUUCGUGUCAGAAAUGAAGAAGAAGUACAAGAUACCGUUUGCAAGCUCGCCUCUUGCGUCUUGGUUCCACGGGGAGACCUUCGACCUGGCUCUUUACCCUCCAAACCCUUACCAGACGAAUAUAGCACCUUUUAUGUAUUGUAGUGACUAUUGCCACAUAUCUCAAGGGACACCACCUUAUACUGUCAUUGAUCAGAUUAACCAUGAUAUGCCUCCCCAUAAGGCCUGCCAGAAGAGAUACUUUGUGUCGCGAGAUUAUGAACAGUGACAAUUCAUAUUUUAAUAUAUAACAUUCUCGUGUCAAAAAAUGUCUUCAUUACUAGCAAUAUAUUGUAUCAGGUCGACAUCUACACGGUUUCCUCUGGCAACCAUCAUGAUAAAUUCUUGUGUAAUUUAUUACGAAAGGCUAACUGACCUGCAUUUUCUUCCUCGCCUAUAAUUUCUUACUGGUACCUCGCCAGCGUAAACUGAUAGCGCUGGUGGGAAUACCAUUCCAUUACUCUCACAAAAAAAAAUAGACAUGUAUAACACAAACGUAUCUGGCAUGUACCUUAUCAGACCAGAGGGAGAUUUUGUACAAAAGUCGAUUGCUUAGGUACCUCUGUCCCUUUCGUGUUUCAACCGUGAAGCAACUGUGAUUGCAUGGCUGUGUUUCGGUUUGAAGGGUGGGAUAUGGCAUGAAUUUACUGGGUACACAGGAAUAACACCUGAGUCCUCAGGAAUGGUAACGCAAAAUGUAUAACAGUAAAUGUAUGAACAAUAACAAAAAUUAUUUAAUGAAAAUUGUGUAGUUUUAUAUAUAUAAGUCCAAAUUCAAACUGAAUAGCAUACUUACUUAUUCCUUUAAUUUAAAUGAUUUUAACCAUCAUCAUUGGAAUGUUUUUAGGGGUUCUACACAAGUAUGAUGGUUGAUUUUUAUUUUCUAAAUAAAAUUAUAAAAGUAGUAAUUAUGAAAUGAUUUUUAAUUCAUUAUUUACUAAAAUUUUUCUUUUUCUUCCCAUUGAAAUCACAUAUUACUGCCUCAGUUUCAUUUUCAGUCUGA